This is a messenger RNA of Schistosoma margrebowiei, 2843 nucleotides long. Lineage: Eukaryota; Metazoa; Platyhelminthes; Trematoda; Strigeidida; Schistosomatidae. The record is from the annotation of a GenBank genome assembly.
AAACGACCUUGAUCAACAAAAACUCACGGCGGGUUUCGCGUAUUGCAAGGAGUUUUCGAAGUUGGGUAUUAAUCAGUAUAUUAAUGUCUAGAACUCACACAGAUCGUUUCGCAUAGCUGAAUUUCUUCUUUUUCCCUCUUUAGUGCUAAUGUUAACUUGCUUAAGCAAGUUAAAGACUAACAAUUGUUACUCUUUAACAGGCUACUCACAGCGAACUCAACAGUUAAAAAGUAAUUUACAUCCAAAAUACCAUUUUGGUGGAUGGAUUUUAAAUUAAAAUGCAGAAUAUCUUUAUGAAUAGUUAGAGUCUUCGUCACAAACUAACAAAGGAUGUAAUUGUGUCCACGUUAACGCGCGGAUUUGAUGUAUUGAUGAUGUAUCGAUGAGCAUAGCGUAAAAAUCGGUUACUCUCGUCCAUAUACAUAGUUUCUGUGGUUAAUAAAGUUCUGUCAUGCCGAAAUGCUUAUUUAUUUCGUCUCCCGUUUACUCAGUAUUCCGUAUGGUGUUUUGUUCGUGAACUGCAUCAGUUUCAUCAUUGGAUUAAGUACUCUAACACGUAAUAAAGGUAUGAUAUUAUAUCACUUCUUACCGCUAACACCCGUCAUGUAUUUUUCGCGUCAUAUGGAGCAUAAAACUUCCACGGCUUAAAUUGUAAUUCAUGACUAAAAUAAUGAUGCACUAAAAUUUGUGAUAUUUAACUUUUCAUCGUUUUGUAAGCCAAAUCAAUAAUUUCUAUAGAUACUUACAUCUUGAUUCGCUGUUUUCGUCUCUGGAUUAAGCUCUUAAAGUUUACCGUUCUGUUUUAACAUGCUAAAUAUUUCUAGCUGCAUUCCGCAACCUGAAAAUAUAUUUUCUUAAGAAGUUCCGAAAUCUGAGAAAAUUUGAAUAAAAAUCACUAACCUGUAAAAGUUUUCAGCGUUGUAGGUGCAUAUUCUCAAAAUGUUCUUAAAACGUUAAUCGAAAUUUCUGAAAGUUGGAAGGCUAGGUAGUAGUAUAGACGAGACUAAUUUUCAGACGACCUUUUUACGACGCUAAAGUGACAUCGAGAGUGUCCACAUACAAUUUUACGGAUAAAUGAGAGUUAUAAAUCAGUAUGAGGGAUAGAGGUUAUGAUUUACAACUGGUAGUUAGAUUUAGUCAUUAGAUCAGCUAAAAUGCCGAACCCCUAUUUAAUCGAAUGGGCGAAUGAAUUUCGCGGAAAAAUGUGAGACCUCUCAUGCUAAGUCUGAUUGGAUCGUUUAUAAAUUACAAUCUCGCUCACAUUUACAUGUGAAGACUUAAGCCCCUCAUAGUUUUCAAACCGCUUGUCUUAAUCUAGUAGUUUGUUCCUUCAUAUUCACUUUAUCUAGUGAUAGUUGUAACUGUACUUUAUUCGUUCAUCUACUUAGAGUUAUCUCGUCACACUCCUUUUUAUUACUCAAGCCAUCUGGACUCAAUAGUUGUCACUGGCGGCUAUGGGACCUCAUUUUCAUAAGUACUAUACAUCUGUAAUUAAUCUCUUACAAUAAUUUCUGUUGUGGCACUUGGGAAACACUAAUACUUAUUGAGGAGUAAAUGUCCGUACUAAGCUACGGUCAUUGUUCAACUAAAGAAUUAAGCUUAAACUUUUGUGAUCACUAAUGUGUUUUAUAUUGCUUCCUAGUCGAAUUGUUUUGUUAUUUUACUCCUACCUUUAUUAAUUUGUAUGAUAUUAAUGCACCGAUGCUCUCAAAUAUCUCUUUUUAGCCUAGCAGUCUGUAUCUGUUACUUAACUCAUGGAAUAUUUGGCACCGCUUUCCUCAUCGUUGUUUGUAAUACAAAAUGCCGAACACGUGUGCAUUAACAUGGAGAACGUUCAACGUUUAGUGGGAAUGGUAUGCGAGAAGUAUUGCCCAUUUGAUCUGAAGUCUUGGAUCAAUCAGGAACUAACCCCUAGUGUUGCUGACGAACGAUCAAUCGAAUGGAUAUUUGUGACUUCUUUACUCAAUUUUUCAUUUUGGAGUAAGAGUCAGGAUAGUUUUGAAGUGUCAUAUUGCAACAAAAUUUAUACGGGCUAUUGGGCCCUCUGUGCAGCAGUUAACCGAGCUAUCGAUGAAGGAGUAAACUUGUUAAAUCCCAAAGUAUAUCAAACUGUGACAGAGGAGCAAUUGAGACAUAUAUUUCGUUCACAUACAGCUGAGCCUAUACCAUUAUUUGAUGAAAGACUAAAUGCUCUGAGAUGUGCUGGGAAAACUUUACUUGAGAAUUUCGAUGGGUCAUUUAAAAAUGCUCUGUCCUCGUGUGAAAAUUCUGCGGCAAAGCUUCUAAAGUUAUUGUGUGAUUAUUUCCCUUCUUUCCGCGACUAUAGUAUAUACAAAGGAAAACACGUGUCAUUCUUAAAACGUGCUCAGAUAUUGGUUGGUGAUUUGUGGUACUGUUUUGAGGGCAAAGGGUUUGGGUAUUUCCACGAUAUAGAUGAGAUUACUGCGUUUGCCGAUUACAGAGUUCCACAAGUAUUAUAUUAUUUUGGUGCUAUAGAAUACAGUGAGGAAUUAACAAAAAGAAUACGCAAUGGUGAAGAAAUUGCAAAUGGAAGCGAAUUAGAAGUUGAAAUUCGAGCAGCGACAAUACUAGCUGUGCAUAAUAUCGUCAAGUCCUUAAAUAGUAAAAAUAUUAGUUGCAAUUCAAUUGUGGUGGAUAAUUUUCUUUGGAAUUAUCGACGUUCUCAUGCUGAUGAAAUUGAUGCCAAAAUUCCAAUGCAUAGGACACGUUGCAUAUACUAUUGAUUAUAUAAAUAUGAUACUUCAUGUAAACACAUGUAAUGGACAUUGCGUUUAAAUCGAAAAUAUUGUUUAUAUUUUUGCAAUAAAUUAUUAGGACUUGAG